UCCACGAAGGUCGAGUUAUAUCAUCUUCAGCGUUUGAGAAGACUCCCCAAGUCCACGCGGAUCUUCUAUGGCUUACGUCGAACGAGGUGUUGUGAAAUCCAAGCGAUCGAUAUGGCGACUGAAAACAGUAACUGAUUUCUUUUUGGCAAUCAUUAAUUACUUCCAAGUCUUCUUCAUGACUUUGUUUUCGAUGGAAAAAUCUGAUGAUUAUAAGAAAAGCUCCAGUAGCAGCAAGAAGUGGGGAGGUGGUGGUGGCAGUGGCGGUGGCGGGGGUGGCGGCCCAUAUCGUGGUGGUCUACGUGGCCUUGACCACGUUAGAGGCAUCGACCACAACGCCCCUCCAGCCUGUGGAUCUUGCUGUGGAGGCUAAAACGCUGUAUAGCCGAAACAGAAGUGUACAAGUACGUUUUGGAAAUGACUUAAUGGGAUUAAUAGUGUGUGUGAUUUAUUCGAUAAGCUAAGACAUAUGUGUUUGGUUAUGACUUAUUUCUAAAAGGUUACAUCUUCUCUAAUGCCAUUUACAUUUUAAGGAUGUUAAACUUUAAUUGA
Messenger RNA from Cynara cardunculus var. scolymus (artichoke), 549 nucleotides. Its product is annotated as selenoprotein K. Gene Ontology annotation, cellular component: Golgi apparatus; endoplasmic reticulum membrane. Gene Ontology annotation, biological process: endoplasmic reticulum calcium ion homeostasis; calcium ion transport. The record is from RefSeq and is a predicted model, not a curated record. The transcript has 4 exons. Lineage: Eukaryota; Viridiplantae; Streptophyta; Magnoliopsida; Asterales; Asteraceae. The coding region runs from base 68 to 370 and encodes 100 amino acids.